GCCCAUUGACAGCCACCAUCCGAUCUCCGCCUUCAAUCUUCAGGAAGCUCACAUUGCCGGACCUGCCGGACAGGGCUGCGAAUCGCCUCACGGAUGGUGACUUAACAUGAGGUCCUCCCAAAGCACCUGUGCCAUCCUUGGCCUGUGUCUUCUUCUUCUCGCCCUGUGCGGUGGCGCUGCUGCCGGCUCAAUAUCCCUCGAGGAUGCCUUUCCGGCCCUUCCCAAAUGCGCGACUGCUUGCUGGAUGCCGUCGGCCAGUCUUCCUGCAGUCCGACCAACGUCACCUGCAUCUGCAACGAUACGAGGCUGAAUAACAUGGCGACGGCGUGCAUCACAUCAUCGUGCACCGUGAAGGAAUCUCUGACCGCCAAGAACCUCACCUCGCAGCUUUGCGGCCUCCCCGACCACGGCGACGACUCCUUGAUUCCCAUCUACUCCGUGUUCAUCGGCCUGGCCGUCGUUGCCGUCGCCCUCCGGCUGGUUGCGCGCGUCGUGACCCACGCGUACUUCUGGUGGGAUGACUUAGCCUGCUUCAUCGGCUUCCUUUGCGCAGCAGGCUUCACCGGCGUGAACAUAAAAGCCAUCCAGCUCGGGCAGUCCAAAGACAUCUGGUUCGUCCCGUUCGACAACAUCACCCUGGUCGUCGAGCUCUUCUACUACGAGAUGCUCCUCUACACCAUCACGCGCUUCUUCGUGCGCGCCUCCAUCAUCCUCUUCUACAUGCGCGUGUUCCCGCCGACCAAGCGCGACGGCAAGAUCAACCUGGGCCGCCUGGUGCAGGCCACCUUCGUCUUCAACGUGGUCUACAACGUCAGCUUCCUGCUCGCCGUCGUCUUCCAGUGCUACCCGAUCGCCGACUUCUGGCGCCAGUGGGAGGGCCCUCUCGUCGAGGGCCACUGCGGCAACGCCAACGUCCUCGCCUGGGUCGCGGCCGCGACGGGCAUCGUGUUCGACUUGUGGCUGCUUGCGCUGCCCUUCUCGCAGCUGUGGACGCUGAAUCUGCAUUGGAAGAGGAAGGUCAUGGGCGGGUUGAUGUUUUUUGUUGGUGUCGCCGUCAUGAUCAUCAGCUUGGUCCGUCUCAAGACCAUCAAUCAGUUCACCAGGGCCGUGAACCCGACCAAGGACAUCGUCCAGGUCUGCCUCUGGUCCGGCAUCGAGCUCGACGUCGGCGUCAUCUGCCCCUGCCUGCCGUCCUUCCGCCUGCUGCUGCGCCGGCUGCUGCCCCGCGCCAUGGGCACGACCGGACGGUACGAGAUGGAUCCAAUGUCGAACGCCAACUCGGGCAUGCGCAGCGGGCUGCGGAGAAGCCUGGGCGGGGCGCCCGGCGGAAGGAUUGUGGUUGAGAACACGGUCGAUGUCAAGUAUGGGGGCAGCGAUGAUUCGAAUGACAGUGCCAGCGUGUCUGGUUUGGUCCGGGGGCGGGCAUCUUCGGCGAAGGACGAGGAGAGCGGGCCCGGGAAUGGGCAUGACAAUAGCGGGAGGGGAAGAGCUCGAUAGAGAUGGGAGGAUGCUACCUUGUUAAUGUUUACUUCAUUUGCGGCCUGCCAAAUCUGUGCCUGAGAGGCGCAACGCUCCGUCUGGUUAUCUGGCUCAUGGCCG
This is a messenger RNA of Thermothielavioides terrestris NRRL 8126, 1599 nucleotides long. RefSeq lists its product as uncharacterized. The record is from RefSeq and is a predicted model, not a curated record. The transcript has 8 exons. NCBI's taxonomy places the organism in Eukaryota, Fungi, Ascomycota, Sordariomycetes, Sordariales, Chaetomiaceae. Bases 226 to 1497 code for a protein of 423 amino acids.